Messenger RNA from Suricata suricatta (meerkat), 3833 nucleotides. It is a transcript of the gene ADAM17, whose product is annotated as ADAM metallopeptidase domain 17. Gene Ontology annotation, cellular component: plasma membrane. The record is from RefSeq and is a predicted model, not a curated record. Lineage: Eukaryota; Metazoa; Chordata; Mammalia; Carnivora; Herpestidae. The transcript is spliced from 19 exons. Gene Ontology annotation, biological process: Notch signaling pathway; membrane protein ectodomain proteolysis. Gene Ontology annotation, molecular function: metalloendopeptidase activity. The coding region runs from base 170 to 2635 and encodes 821 amino acids.
GGAUCUCGAGCCGAGCUCUAGAGUCUUCCGGUAGGCGGCGCGGGAGGAGAAAGAGUCUUGAGGGGCCGGGCCGGGCGGAUUCCCUUCUCUCCCAAUGUGAGCAGUGUCUCGAGUCCCCCGUCAGGCGAAGGCUGCCCGGAGAGGUGGAGCCGGUGGCCGGGCCGGGAACAUGAGGCAGUGUCUCCUCUUCCUGACCAGCGUGGUUCCUUUCGUGCUGGCGCCGCGACCUCCGGACGGACCGGGCUUCGGCUCCCCGCAGCGACUCGAAAAGCUUGAUUCUUUACUCUCAGACUACGAUAUCCUCUCUUUGUCCAGUAUCCAGCAGCACUCAGUAAGAAAACGGGAUCUACAAGCCUCAACGCAUUUAGAAACACUACUAACUUUUUCAGCCUUGAAAAGGCAUUUUAAAUUAUACUUGACCUCAAGUACUGAACGCUUUUCCCAGAAUUUCAAGGUCGUGGUGGUAGAUGGUAAAGAUGAGCGCGAGUACGCCGUCAGGUGGCAGGACUUCUUCAGCGGACACGUGGUCGGUGAGCCUGACUCUAGGGUCCUAGCCCACAUAGGAGAUGAUGAUGUGACAAUAAGAAUCAACACGGACAGAGCAGAAUAUAACAUAGAGCCACUUUGGAGACUAAUUAAUGAUACUAAAGACAAAAGAAUGUUAGUUUAUAAAUCUGAAGAUAUCAAGAAUAUUUCACGUCUGCAGUCUCCAAAAGUGUGUGGUUAUAUAAAAGCAGAUAAUGAAGAGUUGUUUCCCAAAGGGCUACUGGACAGAGAGCCUCCUGGUGAGCUUCUCCAUCGGGUGAAGAGAAGAGCUGAGCCUAAUCCCAUGAAGAACACGUGUAAAUUGUUGGUGGUAGCAGAUCAUCGCUUUUACAAAUACAUGGGCAGAGGGGAAGAGAGCACAACUACCAAUUACUUGAUCGAGCUCAUUGACCGAGUUGAUGACAUCUACCGCAACACUUCGUGGGACAACGCGGGGUUUAAAGGUUACGGAGUGCAGAUCGAGCAGAUUCGCAUUCUCAAGUCUCCACAAGAUGUGAAACCUGGUGAAAGGCACUAUAACAUGGCAAAAAGUUACCCAAACGAAGAGAAGGAUGCUUGGGAUGUGAAAAUGUUGCUGGAGCAAUUUAGCUUUGAUAUAGCUGAGGAAGCAUCUAAGGUCUGCCUGGCACAUCUUUUCACCUACCAGGACUUUGACAUGGGGACUCUCGGACUGGCUUACGUGGGCUCUCCCAGAGCCAACAGCCACGGGGGUGUUUGUCCCAAGGCUUACUAUAGUCCAAUUGGAAAGAAGAAUAUCUAUUUGAAUAGUGGUUUGACAAGCACAAAAAACUAUGGUAAAACCAUCCUUACAAAGGAAGCUGACCUGGUUACAACUCAUGAAUUGGGACACAAUUUUGGAGCAGAACACGAUCCGGAUGGCCUAGCGGAAUGUGCCCCAAAUGAGGACCAGGGAGGAAAAUACGUUAUGUAUCCCAUAGCUGUGAGUGGAGAUCACGAGAACAAUAAGAUGUUUUCAAACUGCAGCAAACAGUCCAUCUAUAAGACCAUUGAAAGUAAGGCCCAAGAGUGCUUCCAGGAGCGGAGCAACAAAGUGUGCGGGAACUCGCGGGUGGACGAGGGGGAGGAGUGCGACCCUGGCAUCAUGUACCUGAACAACGACACGUGCUGCGGCAGCGACUGCAUGCUCCAGGCGGGCGCCCGGUGCAGUGACAGGAACAGUCCUUGCUGUAAAAACUGUCAGUUCGAGACCGCCCAGAAGAAGUGCCAGGAGGCUAUUAAUGCUACGUGCAAAGGCGUGUCUUACUGCACAGGGAACAGCAGCGAGUGCCCCCCUCCUGGGAACGCCGCCGACGACACAGUGUGCUUGGAUCUUGGCAGGUGUAAAGACGGGAAGUGCGUCCCCUUCUGUGAGCGAGAGCAGCGGCUGGAGUCCUGUGCCUGUAACGAGACUGACAACUCGUGCAAGGUGUGCUGCCGGGACCCCUCGGGCCGGUGCGUGCCCUACGUGGACGCCGAGCAAAAGAACUUAUUCUUGAGGAAAGGAAAGCCCUGCACGGUGGGAUUUUGUGACAUGAACGGCAAAUGUGAGAAACGGGUCCAGGACGUCAUCGAGCGGUUCUGGGACUUCAUCGACCAGCUGAGCAUCAACACUUUCGGGAAGUUUUUAGCGGACAACAUCGUAGGUUCCGUCCUGGUUUUCUCCCUGAUAUUUUGGAUCCCUUUCAGCAUUCUUGUCCAUUGUGUGGAUAAAAAGCUGGAUAAGCAGUACGAGUCGCUGUCCCUGUUCCAUCCCAGCAACGUGGAGAUGCUGAGCAGCAUGGACUCGGCCUCGGUUCGCAUCAUCAAGCCCUUCCCUGCGCCCCAGACCCCCGGGCGCCCGCAGCCCCCGCCGCCCGCCCCCGCGGCCCCCAAGCUGGACCCGCAGCGCAUGGACACGAUCCAGGAGGACCCCAGCACGGACUCGCACGCCGACGAGGACGGCUUCGAGAAGGACCCCUUCCCGAACAGCAGCGCAGCCGCCAAGUCCUUCGAGGACCUCACGGGCCGGACCGUCACGAGGAGUGAGAAGGCCUCGUCCUUCAAGCUGCAGCGCCAGAAGCGUGUGGGCAGCAAGGAGACAGAGUGCUAGGCGGGCCUCCCGCGUGCCGCCCUUCCGGACCUUGGCCUUGAAGUCCCCGCAUCUGUGUGGUGAGGAUUCGGGGGACAGGUGACCUCACAGCAGACGCGGCCGGGUGUUCCGCUCCCUCACACAAUAAAUACCGCUCAUGCGCAGGCCCGUGCCCUUUGGAACAGGGAAGGGGAGUCGAGCUUGUUUUGAGGCUUUCAGAUUUUUUUUUUUGGGUUUUUAAAAUAUCCUUCAACCUGUGGUGCAGAAGCAGAAAAUACAGCUGGAUUAGGUUACAAAUAUUUACGUUUUUGUAAAUUAACUUUUUUAUCGAUACCAGCACCGGGGGAGGACAGGCUCGGUUGUGUAUCUACACCGGACCGAUCCGAGGGGGCACUGAGCAGUCCCUCCUGAGGGCGCCCGGAACCCAGAGGUCCUCUGCCGUCAGGGGAGGACCCAGGAGACGGACACCGAGUUCUCUGUGGUUUCCAAGGCGUCCUCCGGAGCGUUCUUCCUCAAGCUGGAUGCGAGCUAGAUGCGGUGAUCGCCACCUUCACCUUCUAGGGCCGGCGCUUUCUAGAAUUAAACAAUCUUGCUUACAAAUAGUAGCUGACUUGAAUUAGAGUCCUGCGCACUGUUUAAGGUCCCAGCUUGCUGGGCAGUUUUUGUUCCUAAAUGUCUAACACGGUGCCGUGCUGGGAAAGCGCUCGCCCUUCUCGAAGUCUGAGCUGCUGCGCCGGGAGGCACGUGAGCUGCUUUUCCCCCGAGAACAGGGGGUUCGGGCAGCCCUGGGGCUGGGCAGGCGGGGACGCGGCCCCUCAGCCCUGGCGCUUUCUCCCCCCACGGCUGAUCCUUAGACCCGUCGUGGUGCCCUGCGGUCUGCUUCCGGAAGGUCUGCGUUUACUGUGUGAAGGAUAAACUCAUCAAACUGAAUUGACUGCCUUACGAUUACAGUGGGGGGAAGCUCUGAGCGAGAGGACGUGUGACCUGAGGGCCAUUAAGCACACCUGUGACUCAGCUUUUCUCCUGAGGCCGUUUGGUGUGCAGCUGCCUGUUACACUAAUACUUGAACUCCUACCUUGUGGUGUUUGCUGUCUUCUAACCAGUCGUGACACAUUACACUUUUGGAAUCUGACUAGGUGAGUGGGUGUCUGUGUGUGAGUGAACAGUUCCCACCUCAGUGUAAGAAAAUCGUUUUUUAUAAAAUGGACUUUUUAAACAA